ACAUUAUAACUGUCAACUGGCAGUAUUCUACGGUCUGCAAAAUCUUGUCAAAAAGAACGGUCGUUGAGGUUUGUAACCCGCAUUGCUAACGAUUUCAAGAACUUCAAUUAGAAUAUUUAGUAUUUUUAUUUUAUUUCACUAUGGAAGUUACUGAAGACAAUCUUUCAACCCUGGCUACCUAUUUACAACAGACAUUGAAUCCUGAUCCAAAUAUCAGAAGACCCGCUGAGAAAUUUCUAGAGGGUGUAGAGGUUAAUCAGAACUAUGCGAUACUACUCCUCCACCUUAUUGACAAAGAUACAGCAGACCCAACGAUCAGGGUUGCCGCUGCGGUGACAUUCAAGAAUUAUAUCAAAAGGAAUUGGCCGGUGGAGGAAGAUGGAGUUGACCGUAUACAUGCAUCAGAUCGUGCUACCAUCAAGACUCUCAUUGUGUCACUAAUGCUGAAGUCUCCGGAGGCGAUACAACGACAGUUCAGUGAUGCUGUGUCUAUAAUCGGAAAGUCAGAUUUCCCAGAAAAAUGGCCGGGACUGAUCAGUGAAAUGGUUGAAAAGUUUGCAACAGGCGAUUUCCAUGUCAUCAACGGCGUGCUGCGUACAGCUCACUCACUCUUCAAGCGGUAUCGUUAUGAGUUCAAAUCGCAGAAAUUAUGGGAAGAAAUAAAGCAUGUUCUCGAAAACAUAGCCAAGCCUCUUACGGAUCUGUUUGUGGUGACAAUAGACUUAACGAACAAGCACGCGGGUAACGCUCAAGCUCUGAAAGUCAUCUACGGCUCGCUGGUAUUAAUAUGCAAGGUAUUCUACUCACUGAACUAUCAAGACCUGCCCGAGUUCUUUGAAGACAACAUGCCGAUAUGGAUGCCCAAUCUACUAAAUCUCCUACAAGUUACAGUGCCGUGUCUGGCCGAUGAUGAGGACGACAAGCCGGGUGUAAUAGAGUGUCUCCGUACUGAGGUGUGUGAGUGUGCAUCGCUGUAUGCCCUCAAGUAUGAGGAGGAGUUUGCACCACACGCACCUGGCUUCGUGACCGCUGUAUGGCAUGUGCUGUUGCAUACAGGAGCAAAGGAGAAAUACGACUCUUUGGUGUCCAACGCUCUAACGUUUUUGGCGAAGGUCGCUGAGAAGAACAGCUACAAAAAUCUGUUCGAAGAUCCGGCCACACUCAGCCAGAUAUGCGAGAAAGUCGUCAUACCCAACAUGGAGUUCAGAGAGUCGGAUAUCGAGUUGUUUGAAGAUAAUCCCGAGGAAUAUGUCAGGCGUGAUAUCGAAGGGUCGGAUGUGGAGACCAGACGCCGCGCCGCCUGCGACCUGGUGCGAGCCCUCGCCACACACUAUGAGGAUAAAAUGAUGGCCAUCUUCGGACAGUAUGUAGAGAUGAUGCUGUCAAAGUACUCCUCGAGCGGAGGGACCGCCUGGAUCAAUAAAGACACGGCGCUGUUUCUGGUGACUUCGCUCGCGUCCCGGGGCUCCACACAGGCAGCGGGCGUGACUAGGGCUUCGCCCUUGGUGGAUUUAACCUCGUUCGCCGCUACACAUGUAUUGCCGGAGCUUCAGCGGCCCGACGUGAAUGAGCUGCCGGUGUUGAAGGCUGAUGCUAUCAAAUACAUUAUAACGUUCAGGUCGCUGCUCCCCAAGGACCUGAUCGCCUCGGCUCUACCGCUACUGAUCCAGCACAUUCGUGGCGGUGGCGUAGUGUGUACGUACGCGUCGUGUGCGGUGGAGAAGCUGCUCGCUGGAGGCCUAGCGACCAAGACGCAGCUGGAGCCCUACGCUGGGAACCUGAUGGGAGCCCUACUGACCGCGAUCGAUGGAGGACCUACCGCUCACAACGAAUACGUCAUGAAAGCCUUACUCCGCACCCUGGCCAGUCUUCGCGAGGCUGCGCUGCCCUAUCUCGGGGAGGCGCUGCCGAAACUUGCAUCCAUACUGUCUCUGGUUGCCAAGAACCCUUCCAAGCCCCACUUCAACCACUACCUGUUCGAGAGUCUCUCUUUGGCUGUGUCUUUAGUAGUCAAAGCAAACCCGAGCGCCAUCACAGCUUUCGAAGACGCCCUCUUCCCGAUAUUCCAGGAUAUUUUACAGAACGAUGUAUUAGAGUUCAUGCCAUACGUGUUUCAAAUGCUGUCGUUGCUCUUGGAGCUGCGCGGUUCGUGUUCGGGGGCUGGGGACGGGGGGGGUGAUACAUACGCCGCCCUCCUGCCCUGCCUGGUCGCGCCCCCGCUGUGGGAGCGACCAGCUAAUGUCCGUCCUCUAGUGAGGCUACUGUGCGCCUUCGUUGCCGUCCGAUCGGACCUCGUGCUCAGUUCGGGGAAGCUGAACGCCAUGUUGGGUGUAUUCCAAAAGCUAAUAGCCUCCAAGACGAACGAUCACGAAGGUUUCUUCCUCAUACAGACAAUGCUCUUCAAGUUUGGCGAGUCUGUGAUGCAGCAGUACACGAAACAGAUAAUAACUCUACUGUUCCAACGUCUCUCAUCAUCGAAGACAACAAAGUAUGUCCGAGGUCUGAUAGCGUUCCUCGGCUUCUAUUCUGCACAUUUCGGAGCCGAUCCUCUGAUAGAGCUCGUGGAUUCCGUACAGGCUAAUAUGUUCGCUAUGUACGUGGAGAGGGUUUUGGUACCGGAUGUGCAGAAGGUUUCCGGGGCUCUGGAACGCAAGGCGGCGGCUGUCGGGUGCGUGAAGCUGCUGUGUCACAGCGCACACUUCCGGGAGGGGAGAUUGGCUGGUCUGUGGACGAAUCUGUUGCAGGCUCUCAUCGCGUUGUUCGAGUUGCCGCCAGACGAAACCCAGCUGCCUGAUGACCACUUCAUAGAGGUCGACGACACCCCGGGCUACCAGCCGGUGUACGCACAGCUAGCCUGCGCCAAGACCGGAAGCGAUGAUCCCUUGGCUGCCAUAGAAGAUCCGAAACGUUACCUGGCGGAGAGUCUAGCGGCCAUGUCGCGGGACUUCCCCGGCGUCCUGCCGCCGAGGGUCGGUUCCCUUGACGAACCUCAUCGCGGCGUGCUGCAGAACUACCUCCAGAGUUACGGGGUAGCGAUCUGCUGAUGUGUCACAUUUCUAUCUGAACUUUCAUAGAACAGUGAUCAAGGUCACACAGAAACUGUGUAAUAUAAUUGAUGUUUAAAUUAUGAUGUGGGCCGUCUCAAUGUAUCGUAUAUCUGACUCAUUGAACUCUAACCGCGUCUCGUAACCAAACCAGACGCCGCGUUGGACCAGCUCGAGACUGAAGUUAUUGUUAAGCGUAAUGUACAUUGGUAAGGUUUUGUAUGGACGCCGAGCGUCGCCCGCGCCAGCACGGGUUGCCAGCUUCAACAAUUCACAUUAUAGUACAAUGGAUCUAUUUUGUUGAUAAUUAAAUAAAAAUACAUACUUAAUUCCGUCAAUAGUAAUUGUUUUUCAGGUUUGUGUAUCAAUUCUUUGUCGUUAAUAAAAAAAAUUUUGUCCUCUAUGGAGGGAACCAGUUGUAUGUUUUGCAAUAAAUGUAAUUUUUA
Molecule: messenger RNA, 3490 nt
Organism: Danaus plexippus (monarch butterfly)
Lineage: Eukaryota; Metazoa; Arthropoda; Insecta; Lepidoptera; Nymphalidae
Gene: Cse1
Product: exportin-2
Exons: 19
Coding region: 141-3044 (967 amino acids)
Biological process (GO): protein import into nucleus; protein export from nucleus
Cellular component (GO): nuclear envelope; cytosol
Molecular function (GO): small GTPase binding; nuclear export signal receptor activity
Source: RefSeq, a predicted model, not a curated record